AUGUUGCGACAGCUGUUCGAGCGGUUUGGGUCGGCUUCCUCAGAUGCCAAAAUUCAGCCACCAGUCGUCGGAGUCGUUCCCCCUGUGCUUCAUCAAAUCAGAGCCGAUCAGCUUAACGCUCUGCAUCGAGGGGAAGACGAAGAGUUCGAUCGGGACAAUUUCCUCCAGCCACAGCGUCAGAAACGCAGCAGGCGUCGGUGUCUCAGACGGAUUUUCAAAGUUAAAAACAUUUACGAAUGGAUACGCUUAUCUCAUCGGCGGAGCAGUGCUCACCAUGCCCAGCAAACAGAUGCUUCCAAAGUCGUGAGUUCAAAGAAUAAUGAGCAUGUCAAGGAAGAUUCAGAGGCAAGCGACGUUGCGGAGGCUCAACAAGAUGGAGGACUCGAGGCGAAUAUCGCGCUUCCCGAGGACGUAGUGCAUGAUGGUCAUGAUCAAGACGAAGAAUUCGACGAAAAUGCUCCGGGACGAUCCGUACAGUCGGGAGGCAAGGAACCGUUACUGUUUCCCCUAACAGCUGCGAGGAGUAAAGUUCAACCCACUUCUUCGGCCAAAACCCGGCGUGCUUUCCAAGAAACUGUGAAGCGUAAUGAAGACGUGCGGACAAAGAGACUGAUGAGGGAGCUCCGUGAUAUACAACGAAUUAUUGCGUCACAACAAUCUCCGGAAUUUACCGUGGAAUUGAGGAAUAGCAACCUUUUCGAAUGGAUCGUGAGACUUCAUCAGGUUGACUCCGAGAGCUUGCUCCACAAAGAUAUGAUAGAACUCGGCAUACCAUCAAUUCAGCUCAGUUUUGAAUUUCCGGACAACUUCCCUUUCCUUCCGCCCUUUGUGAGAAUCAUUUCGCCGCACAUCGAAAGAGGCUUCGUCAUGGAAGGUGGCGCCAUAUGCCUCGAGUUGUUGACAGCUGCUGGGUGGGCGUCAGCUUACACCGUCGAAGCCAUCAUAGUCCAGGUCGCAGCCGCGCUCUCGAAGGGGCAAGCUCGCAUAAAUCUAUUCCCGAAACCAUCGAAACAGUUUUCGAAGAAACUCGCUGAAUCAUCAUUCAAGUCCCUGGUAAAAACACAUAAUAAGUAUGGUUGGGUGACCCCCCCAAAGUCCGACGGCUAGCUUGGUGCAGCAGACACAGCGCUUGAAUCGGCGCUACGAGAGCAAGCGCCAGUGCGGGAAUCAGCUCCAAGAGCCCGAGCGGAAGUCGAGUGACUGGAAUCGCUUGGAUAGCCCACGCAGCGAUCAUGUUGUGGGGAUGAAGGCGAAGAGAAAGCAAUGUGAUGUUUGCAGAAUCUUGAGAGUGGAGCACUCAACAUUUUUGCAACCUGUUCCUCUUUUUUUCUCAAAGAUGUCCCGAUUGCACCCAUCAUCACUCGGGGACACAGAGGUCGUCCUUUUUGCAUGAAUGAGGUCGCGAAGAUGUACCUUGUAUUCGCC
Galendromus occidentalis (western predatory mite) is the source of this 1425-nucleotide messenger RNA. RefSeq names its product ubiquitin-conjugating enzyme E2Q-like protein CG4502. The coding region runs from base 1 to 1107 and encodes 368 amino acids. The record is from RefSeq and is a predicted model, not a curated record. The transcript is spliced from 7 exons. Lineage: Eukaryota; Metazoa; Arthropoda; Arachnida; Mesostigmata; Phytoseiidae.